Messenger RNA from Ananas comosus (pineapple), 2080 nucleotides. RefSeq names its product DUF21 domain-containing protein At4g14240-like. The transcript has 13 exons. Lineage: Eukaryota; Viridiplantae; Streptophyta; Magnoliopsida; Poales; Bromeliaceae. Gene Ontology annotation, cellular component: intracellular membrane-bounded organelle. Gene Ontology annotation, biological process: magnesium ion homeostasis. Bases 81 to 1472 code for a protein of 463 amino acids. The record is from RefSeq and is a predicted model, not a curated record.
CGGAGGACAUCCCGCUGGGGUCGGCGUGGUGGCUCGUGUACGCCGGGAUAUCGUGCGUGCUGGUGCUCUUCGCCGGCAUCAUGUCCGGUCUCACCCUCGGCCUCAUGUCCCUCGGCCUCGUCGAGCUCGAGAUCCUCCAGCGCAGCGGCUCCCCCACCGAGAAGACCCAGGCCGCUACCAUUCUUCCGGUCGUUCAAAAGCAGCACCAAUUGCUCGUAACUUUGUUGUUGUGUAAUGCUGCUGCAAUGGAGGCGCUUCCUAUCUUCCUUGAUAAGAUAUUUCAUCCUGUCGUUGCUGUUAUCUUGUCUGUAACAUUUGUUCUAGCUUUUGGAGAGGUUAUCCCACAGGCCAUAUGUACAAGAUAUGGAUUGGCUGUGGGUGCUAAUUUUGUUUGGCUUGUGCGUAUUUUGAUGGUUGUAUGCUGUCCUAUAGCUUAUCCUAUUGGGAAGAUUUUAGACUGGGCGCUUGGGCACAACGAAUCUGCACUUUUUAGGCGAGCUCAACUAAAAGCUCUUGUUUCUAUCCAUGGCAAAGAGGCUGGGAAGGGUGGGGAGCUUACCCAUGACGAGACUACGAUUAUAAGUGGAGCAUUAGAUUUGACUGAAAAGACUGCUGAAGAGGCUAUGACCCCUAUCGAGUCUACAUUCUCAUUAGAUGUCGACUCAAAGUUAGACUGGGAAGCAAUUGGCAAGAUUCUCGCGCGAGGCCACAGCCGCGUUCCUGUUUAUUCAGGGAACCCUAAGAACAUCAUUGGACUUUUACUGGUGAAGAGUCUUCUGACAGUUCGUGCUGAGACGGAGACGCCAGUCAGUGCUGUUUCUAUAAGAAGAAUUCCGAGGGUCCCUGCAGAUAUGCCUUUGUAUGAUAUACUGAACGAGUUUCAAAAAGGAAGCAGCCAUAUGGCUGCUGUUGUUAAGUCCAAGGCUAAAGCUAAAGUUGUGUCACCAGCUGCUGACGUAGAACAAGCCGAAGCAAUCAACGGACCUUCCGGAGAGCCGGGAUUGAUGACUCCUUUGCUAUCCAAAGAAGAGGAAAAGUCUGAUAGUGUCGUUGUUGACAUUGAUAAGUGGCAAAACAAACAGGCUAACGGAAACAAACCAGUCCAUGUACAUAAGAAUGAUGCAGUGUCAAAUGUGGUAGCUCGUUUAUCAGAGGAUAUUGAAGAUGGGGAGGUCAUUGGCAUCAUCACCCUUGAGGAUGUUUUUGAAGAACUCUUACAAGAGGAGAUAGUAGACGAAACGGAUGAGUAUGUUGAUGUUCACAAAAGGAUAAGAGUAGCUGCUGCUGCCGCCGCUUCCUCAGUCGCACGGGCUCCAUCAGCUCGGAGGUUAACUGGUCAAAAAGGAACAGGAGCUCAAAAUCGGCAAGGGCAGCAGCCUACAGGAAUCCUAAAGAAACCCACCGAAGGUGAUUCGAACACGCCCAAACACCAAGUAAAUGUUGUGGAACCUGCACAGGGAACCAAGAGAUAGAUAUCAUUUGUUGAAGGGGACUCGAGAAGUAACAAAGUAACAAGCAAGUUGCACAAAUUCGCAUGUUUUUGUGGGUGUUCUUAUAUUAUUUUUGUAACCAUAUGAGGUAGAUUCCGUAAUGCGCCCUUUAAUGUGAAGUGCCGCCAGUAUUUUAUAACUUCAACUGCUAGUAGAAGGCGUGAACUCCCAUUUAUAUGUAGCAUGCCUGGUCUUUUUGUAAUAUUCUGAUUUCGGGGCGCUUUGUUUAGUGGUUGCUUUUAAAUUUUUGUUAUCAUGGUUUGCACAGCAAAUGGUGGUUUUGAAAGAGUUGCGGAACGUGUUUAAAUUGUUGUCAUCAUGGUUUUGCAUAGCAAACGGCGGCUUUGAAAAGAGGAAUUGUCGAAACGGAUCGAAGGGGACAAGCAGAAUCAGUGGCAUGAAAUAGUGCAACCUGCUAAUGAAGAGCUGAAGAUGAAGAAUGAUAGAUAGCUCUAAGAUCUUGAUUCAUACCCUUUUUGGUGAUUUAUGUUUAUGAAAUUUAUUGAGGACCUGUAUGUAAAAGAAUGAAAUUGUCUGAUGUAGGUUUAAUUUUAUCAAAUUUCAAACUGUAUGUGGCCAUCGAGGAUCAA